AUGGACAAGUUGGGAAUCUUUCAUACCUUUACGAAUGUAGAUACACCAGAACAAAAUGGAAGGGUCGAAAGAGAGAUGAGAAAGAUUGUCGAGGCAGCCAAGGCAGAGAUACAAGCAGAUUGUUUGGAUGAGAGACUAUGGGCAGAGGCAAUGAACCACGCGAUUUUGCACGAUCAACCAGACAGGAACCAGCAAACGUACCAGGGAAAAGUCCGGCAGAAACCCAUGGACUUAUAUGAAAGAGAAGAGAGAAGUAGUCACUUCAGACAAUGUAAUCUUCGACGAAGAAAAGAUAGACAGAGGCAAGGUACUGAACUGAGACAUCGACAACAGAGGGCACACCUGAGAAGCAAGAAGAAAGCAGCAGGUGAGUCAGACGAAGAAGAGGAAAAUGGACAACAGGAGAAAAAUGCUGAGGAGACUAAUAACAAAGAAAAAAGGG
Arctia plantaginis is the source of this 442-nucleotide messenger RNA. Lineage: Eukaryota; Metazoa; Arthropoda; Insecta; Lepidoptera; Erebidae. The record is from the annotation of a GenBank genome assembly.